GUGACCUGCGGCGGCGGGCAGGCCCUCGGCAAGUUGCCCGACUCCCGCGCAGCUGCGAAACUUUGUAAUAUCGACAGCUCUCAGAGUCUCAGAGAGCUCCUUCAAAGUCUUUCUUCCUUUUCAACACCCAUUCAUACACUCCGCUAGAGGGGCCCUGGAGUCCCACCUCUGUACACAAACCAUGUCCUCUGCGAAACUGACAUCUCUCGCUACCUCAACACUUUCUCUCCUGCUCGAACGGCAGCGCCUCCAGGCCUCCCACCCCACUUUACAUCUGCAAACAAUAUCAACCAAUUUACAAAAGAUUAGGGAUGGGGUCAUGACCCUUCGCUCCACUUCCGAUGAUGAGGCUGCAGAAAAUCUUAGAGCACACUACGAACGGCUGUGCGGUAUGUUUGGGGAAGAAGCAGAGAAGGCUGGGCUACACACUAUACCCCCUCCGAUGCCACCGUCACCCCCACCUCUACCUGAACGCGUUCCAAGUCCUGAGACAAUCUACCAACCAUACACCGACGAUCCCUCGCCGGAUACAGAUGAAAAUGGAAUUUUGAUGCAACAGAGGCAGAUGAUGGAUGCGCAAGAUGCUCACCUUGACCACCUUUCUUCUUCAAUUGGUCGACAGCAUCACAUUUCACUCCAGAUAGGCGACGAACUCGAGGUACACACAGGACUUCUUGAUGCCCUAGACACUGAGCUCGACGGUACCGGUGCCCGCAUGUCCAAUGCGAGACGCAAGCUUGAACGUGUUGCUCAAGGCGCGAAACGAAAUGGCUCUACAGUCACAAUUGCUCUUCUCAUACUAAUACUCCUCAUCCUCAUUGUAGUGUUCAAGACCUGAUGAGGGCUAUAUUCAUGUAUCGCGCACAUCCUACCUACGGUGAGACUUAUUGAAAGGGACUUUCUAUCUGCUGGCAGUAUUAUACCUUUGUGUUAAUAUUUUUCUCAUAUCGCUCGCUCAGACCUAGUGUUGACGGACUUGUCAAGGACAAUAUUAAUGUCAAAAUGCAACUGCUCAUCAUAAGCUACAGGAUACAAUGUACGAUAGAAAACCUAUAACUCUAGGUGUUAAUGAGGGUGUCUACCAAGAUAAUCUUAUAGCAAGUAACAUUGGGCAUUCCGUGAAGACAGACCUUGCUCUGAUCCUAGAGAUUAACUCUUAGAAGAAAUGACUAUAUGUGACUCGUGUAUCAAGUUG
Messenger RNA from Suillus bovinus, 1195 nucleotides. RefSeq lists its product as uncharacterized. Gene Ontology annotation, cellular component: SNARE complex; endomembrane system. The record is from RefSeq and is a predicted model, not a curated record. Gene Ontology annotation, molecular function: SNARE binding; SNAP receptor activity. Bases 182 to 838 code for a protein of 218 amino acids. Lineage: Eukaryota; Fungi; Basidiomycota; Agaricomycetes; Boletales; Suillaceae. Gene Ontology annotation, biological process: vesicle fusion; intracellular protein transport. The transcript has 4 exons.